GUUUUGAAUCUGGGAAAAAUUCCCUAUUGUCACUUUUUGGGGCCCCUCUAUUCUAUUUAUUACAUAAACUUUUAAUUAAUUGAAAACAGCAACAAAUUAAAGAUGUUACGUAGCGCCUUUUUGCCAGCCAAAGAAGCCCUAGCCAAUCAAAAUUUGCUCAGAUGUGUAGGUUUGGGCAAUUUUCAAGUACCAACGAGGGAACAGUCGACGCAACCUGCUGUAGCUGAAGAAAAAUACAAGCCCUACUCGCCCUUCCAAAAUACCAGUAGUAAAGCUGAAUACGCACUAGCAAGGCUGGAUGAUUUGUUGAAUUGGGGUAGAAAAGGCUCGCUGUGGCCCCUUACCUUUGGUUUGGCCUGUUGUGCUGUUGAAAUGAUGCAUAUUGCAGCUCCCAGAUAUGAUAUGGACAGAUUUGGUGUGGUGUUUCGUGCCUCUCCACGUCAAGCCGAUUGCAUUAUCGUAGCCGGUACCUUAACAAAUAAAAUGGCCCCCGCCCUAAGAAAAGUCUACGACCAAAUGCCUGAACCCAGAUGGGUAAUUUCAAUGGGUAGUUGUGCCAAUGGCGGCGGAUAUUACCAUUAUUCAUACUCUGUUGUAAGAGGAUGUGAUCGUAUUGUACCCGUGGACAUUUACGUACCAGGCUGUCCACCAACAGCUGAGGCUUUGCUUUACGGAGUGCUACAGUUGCAAAAGAAAAUCAAGAGGUACAACACUUUACAGAUGUGGUACCGGAAAUAAAAACCAUUCUUUUUGUUUACUAGACUAAUUGAUAGGGAUAUUUAUUUUGUGUAAAUAUUGAUGAAACUUUGAUGAUUACCUUUUAAGUUGAAAAUGGUUUUUAAUUAAAUAAAAUGUUAAUUAUUUGUGAAACAUUCCACUUUUGA
Ceutorhynchus assimilis (cabbage seed weevil) is the source of this 884-nucleotide messenger RNA. The record is from the annotation of a GenBank genome assembly. Lineage: Eukaryota; Metazoa; Arthropoda; Insecta; Coleoptera; Curculionidae.